Diachasmimorpha longicaudata is the source of this 752-nucleotide messenger RNA. RefSeq names its product selenoprotein F. The transcript has 3 exons. Gene Ontology annotation, cellular component: endoplasmic reticulum lumen. The record is from RefSeq and is a predicted model, not a curated record. Gene Ontology annotation, molecular function: oxidoreductase activity. The coding region runs from base 218 to 676 and encodes 152 amino acids. Lineage: Eukaryota; Metazoa; Arthropoda; Insecta; Hymenoptera; Braconidae.
AUUUCACUACAAAAAAUUUGUUUAAUCGAAAAAAAAUAGCGCCGGAAAGAAAAAUCAGUCAGAGCCCCCUACUGUUCAUAGAAAUUUUAAAUUUCUCUCCUACUGAUCGUUCAUUGGUCUGCCAGUACUGUAUUGACACGACUGACACAAACUCAUACCAUAGUUGCACAGUGUUUUUCAAUAAAUAAAUCAGUAGUUAGUUAUCCGUGAAUAAAAUAUGAUGCAUCAGAAGCAAUUAUUUUAUGGAUUAUUACUAAUUUUUUGGGCUGCUUUUGUUGAUGGAGAGUUUACGGCUGAAGACUGCAAGACCCUAGGAUUUAAUAAAGCUACUCUGCUCUGCUCCACGUGCAAGCAAGCAGCUGAUUUUAACCUGAAUGAGAUUCGGGAUCAUUGCCGAGAGUGUUGUGUUAAGGACGAUGACACCUCAGGGAAGCGUUAUCCAAAAGCAGUAUUGGAAGUCUGUACCUGUAAAUUCGGCGCUUACCCUCAGAUCCAGGCAUUCAUUAAGAGUGAUCGUCCGAAAAAGUACAAAAAUCUCCAGAUUAAGUACAUUCGGGGUCUGGAUCCCGAGAUGAAAUUGUAUGAUGCAGAAGGCAACGUUGAGAACCUAGACAUUCGAAAAUGGGAUACAGAUUCAGUGGAUGAAUUCCUUCAGACUCAUUUAGUCCUAGAGUAGAGGGCUAGUUAGGACCAAUAAAUUUUUGUAAUAUACUUGUGUGUAGAAAAUGAGAAAUACAAUUUUCCACAAUCAA